Messenger RNA from Physeter macrocephalus (sperm whale), 3075 nucleotides. Its product is annotated as translation initiation factor eIF-2B subunit delta-like. The record is from RefSeq and is a predicted model, not a curated record. Lineage: Eukaryota; Metazoa; Chordata; Mammalia; Artiodactyla; Physeteridae.
GGAAGUCUCUGCAUCACUUUUUAUGACCUAACCUUGGAGGUUCGGUUCCCUUGGAAUACAUGAGAAAGUCAUUACUUCCUCUGCAUUGCUAUAGGUUACAAACGAGUCACUAAGUUUAGCCCAGAUUCGAGGGGAAGCUACAUAGAUAGACCUCACCUCUCAAUGGAAGGAGUGUCAAAGAACUUCUGGAUGUGUCUGAAAACUGCUACAGGGGUUGUCCUGUCCUGGGUCAUAGCAGUAGGUGUAGCAAGCAACCAGUCCAGAAGAGGCCAGAAGGCUCUAGGAAGGGUUGACUUGUGGGGGUGACACUGAUAAGAGUCCCUGAUACAUCUGGACAUCUUGGAAAGAGAUUUGUAGGGUAGUGGAAAGAGAUUAAAUUAUUGAUAAGUACAUACCAAACAAAAUAAUUGGUUGAUUAACUUUCGGAAAAACAAAAAUUGUGUAAGGGAGAAUUUCAUGCUCAACUGUGAAUAGCAUUUACAUAGCAACAAUAAGGUAAACAUUACUGAUCUAACCAUGAGUAUGAUGUAAUUUACAUCGGGAAGAUGAGGGAUAAGAAGGGCAUGGCAUGCGGUGAGCUGGUUAAGGGUGAGGAAAGAGAGAAUAUCCGUAUCACCCAUCCAUAAUUAAUGCCUAAAACUGAAAAAAAAAUUAGCAUGCCGUCUGGAGCCAUGGAACUUAAUUCCAAAAUAAUCAGCUAAAGGAGGAAAAAGUGUUUGUGAUUGGGUGUGGGAAAUGGCAGGGGUAGAGGCAGGGGAAGAGGGCAGGAUUUCUAUUUUCGAAAUUCUGUAGAACUCUUUGCCUCUUUAAACUAUGUGGCUGUCCAACUUUGAUGAAAAUAACUUAAAAAGAAAACUUUCUACCAAAAUAAAUGCCAUGCCCAGAUCAUUUUACAGGUAUACACCAUCAAACAUUCAAGCUAAUCCUGAUCUUAUAUGAACUGUCAGAGACUACAAAAAGAAGGAACAUACCCUCAUUCUUAGGUAAUGAGCCUGCUAUGGUCUGAAUGUUUGUGUCCCUCCAAAAUUCAUAUGUUGAAAUCCUAACCCUCAAAGAUGAUGGUAUUAGAAGGUGGGGCCUUGGGGAGGUGCUUAGGUCGUGAGGGUGAAACCUUCGUGAGUGGGAUUAGUGCCUUUCUGAAGAGGCUCUAGAGAGAUCCCUUGCCUCUUCUGCCACUUGAGGACACAGUGAGAAGGUGCCAGCUGUGAAUGGAAGAGGGCCCUCACCAAAACACAACCAUGUUGGCAUCUUGAUCUUGGACUGUCCAGCCUCCAGAACUGUGAGAAAUACAUUCCUGUUGUUCGUAAGUCACCCAGUUUUAUGUUAUUUUGGACUAAGAGCCUAAUGUUACCUUGACACCAAAGCGAAAUAAGGAGCUAUGACAAUGAAAGCCAUAAGCCAGUCUUGCUUAAGAACAUAAGCCCAGGAGGAUGAUGGCUGCCAUGGCUGUGGCUGUUCGCGAGGACUCGGGAUCUGGGAUGAAGGCGGAGCUUGUUCCUCGGCCUGGGGCAGCGGGGAGGGAGAUGACCCACGAAGAAAAGCUGCAGCUUCGGAAGGAAAGGAAACAGCAGAAGAAGAAACGGAAGGAGGAAAAGGGGGCAGAACCAGAAACUGGCUCUGCUGUAUCUGCGGCCCAGUGUCAAGGCCCGACCCAAGACCUGCCUGGACUGGACAGUCAGUUGGGCAGUGCCAAGGAGGAAGUCCCAGCAGGUCAGAGUAAGGCUGAACUUCGAGCUGAAAGGCGGGCCAAGCAGGAGGCUGAGCGGGCCCUGAAGCAGGCGAGAAAAGGGGACCAAGGAGGGCCUCCUCCUCAGGCCUGCCCCAGGACAGCUGGAGAAGCCUCCUCAGGAGUGAAGCAUCUACCUGAGCAUAGUCAGGUUGAUGACUCCACACUUGUGAGGAGGCUUGUUAAAAAACCAGAACGACAGGAGGUUCCUACACGAAAGGAUUAUGGAUCCAAAGUCAGUCUCUUCUCCCACCUACCCCAGUACAGCAGACAAAACUCUCUGACCCAGUUUAUGAGCAUUCCAUCCUCUGUGAUCCACCCAGCCAUGGUGCGACUCGGCCUGCAGUACUCCCAGGGCCUGGGCAGUGGCUCCAAUGCCCGGUGCAUUGCCCUGCUUCGUGCCUUGCAGCAGGUGAUUCAGGAUUACACCACACCUCCCAGUGAAGAACUGUCAAGGGACCUAGUGAAUAAACCAAAGCCAGCUGUCAUGUCAGCGAGCAUGUACAGCACCAUCAAGUUCCUUAACAAGGAGAUCACGGGUGUGAGCAGCUCCAAGCGGGAAGAGGAGGCCAAGUCAGAACUUCGAGCAGCCAUUGAUCGAUAUGUGCAAGAGAAGAUUGAGCUUGCAGCUCAGGCAAUCUCACGCUUUGCUUAUGAGAAGAUCAGUAAUGGAGAUGUGAUCCUGGUAUAUGAAUGCUCAUCUCUGGUAUCACGAAUUCUUCAGGAGGCUUGGGCUAAGGGCCAGCGGUUUCGGGUGGUAGUGGUGGACAGCUGGCCACGGCUGGAGGGAAAGCACACGCUACAUUCUCUGGUCCAUACUGGGGUCCCUGCCUCCUACCUGCUGAUUCCUGCAGCUUCCUUUGUGCUCCCAGAGGUUUCUAAGGCGCUGUUGGGAGCUCAUGCACUCCUGGCCAAUGGGUCUGUGAUGUCACAGGUAGGGACAGCACAGCUGGCCCUGGUGGCACGGGCCCAUAAUGUGCCAGUGCUGGUCUGCUGUGAAACAUACAAGUUUUGUGAGCGUGUGCAGACUGGUGCCUUUGUCUCUAAUGAGCUAGAUGACCCUGACGAUCUGCUGCGGGAGCGAGGAGAACGUGUGGCCCUGGCUGAUUGGCAGAACCACUCGUCCCUACGGUUGUUGAAUCUGGUCUAUGAUGUGACCCCACCAGAACUGGUGGAUCUGGUGAUCACGGAGCUGGGCAUGAUCCCUUGCAGUUCUGUAUCUGUUGUGCUGCGAGUCAAGAGUAGUGACCAGUGAGUGGGGGAACCCAGGGUCAAUAAAUGACAUACUCCCUACACUUAAAAAAAAAAAAAAAAAAAGAAAGAAAGAAAACAUAAGCCCAGUCUCAUCC